Molecule: messenger RNA, 1596 nt
Organism: Fonsecaea erecta
Lineage: Eukaryota; Fungi; Ascomycota; Eurotiomycetes; Chaetothyriales; Herpotrichiellaceae
Exons: 3
Coding region: 1-1596 (531 amino acids)
Biological process (GO): proteolysis
Molecular function (GO): dipeptidyl-peptidase activity; serine-type exopeptidase activity
Source: RefSeq, a predicted model, not a curated record
AUGCUCCUGGCCCUCACAGCCGGCAUCGGCAUCGUUGCGGCUCAAGUUGGCCCUCUGGGCACGGAUGGAAGGCCAACAACCUAUACCGCAAACUACUUCGACCAGCCCAUCGAUCAUUUCCAGACCAGCUCUCGGUAUGCGCCCAACACAAAUGCCACUUUCAAGCAAAGGUACUAUUUCGACGACACGUACUACAAGCCGGGAGGCCCGGUCUUCCUCUACAUCAGUGGCGAGACCAGCGGACCAUCACGCUUUUCGAAUCUUCAGACCGGGAUCAUCCAGAUCUUGAUGAAUGCGACGGGCGGAUUAGGUGUCAUCCUUGAGAACAGAUACUAUGGUGAAAGCUAUCCGUUUCCGAAUUCUACAACUGACAAUCUGCGAUUCCUCACCACCGAGCAGACUAUUGCCGACAAUGCGUAUUUCGCUCAACAUGCUACAUUCCCUAACGUCACCGGUGGGAACAACCUCACGGCUCCAGGCCACCCGUGGAUCUUGUAUGGGGGCAGUCUCGCCGGUGCACAGACAGCCUUUUCUCUCGUAGCGUAUGAAGGACUUCUUUGGGGAGGCAUUGCUGCUUCGGGCGUGAUCCACGCCGUUCUGGGAUAUCCUGAAUGGUAUGAUCCCAUACAGGAGAAUGGGCCCCAGGAUUGCAUCUCCCGAAUCAACAACAUCAUCGAUAAAAUGGACUACCUAAUCCAACAGAAUAACACGAAAGCUAUUCAGCAGUUGAAGGAUAUCUUUGGACUCGGAACUUUGAGUGAUCUCAGAGAUUUCGCAAUGACUAUUGCAUUCCCCUUGGGCGGACCGAUGAAUUACCCUACCAACACCUGGCAAGAGCUCAACUGGUAUCCAGCCUAUGACAGCCCAGACUUCUUCUUGUUUUGCAACAACAUCACCAACAUGGACGCCCCAGCAAGCAUCACCUCAGUGGACACGCAGUUGGCGAACUACACCAAUGGCUCGGCCUGGACUGGACUGGGAGCGUAUGCGAACUAUGUCAAAGAAGUGAUUGUCUCGACCUGUGACAGUCCAGACCUGAUUGACACGACUGAAUGCUUCUCCACUCAAAACGCAACUUUCUACGCCGAUCCGACCAAUUCAGCUUCUCGCUCCUAUCUCUACAGUACAUGUAUAGAGCAAGGCGCCUACCAACUCCCGCAGCCGUACGGGAAACCGUCUCUUCUCUCCCGGGUCAUUGGCCUCGACUACACCCAGCAAUGGUGCACGUGGGCAUUCCCGCCGGGUCCACUGUCGCCUCAAGCUGUGCCGGCUCCGGACGGCCCCAACCUGACGUGGUACAACCAUUACGGCGACUUCAAUCUCUCGGCGCCGAGACUGGCGCUGAUCGACGGUGGAAGCGACGUGUGGCGGGACGUAUGCUACCACGGCCGCAACGCCAGCACGCGGUACGGGGCGAACCAGAUGCUCAUCACCGGCGGCGGCCACCACUGGGACAGCUCGGGGAUCCUGAACAUCAGCGCGGAGCCGGACUUCAUCAAAGCGGCGCAUGAAUGGGAGCUGAGGCAAGUGACGGGCUGGUUGGAUGAGUGGGAUGCGACGCAUGAGAAGAAGGUCAGAAAGAGGGACGAGCUGUAA